AUGCACUCAAUUGUCUGCUGCCAGCUAAGAGCCCUACUCACUGAGAAACUGAUGGAAUUCCAGAAUAAACGUGGAGGCCGAGUCCUCCUGCAGGAUGUCAAGAAGCCAGAGCAGGAUGAGUGGGGCAGUGGUCUGGAGGCAAUGCAGAGAGCUCUGCAGAUGGAGAAGGAUGUGAACCAGAGUCUGUUGGAUCUGCACAAACUCUCCUCUGACCACACGGACCCUCAUCUGUGUGACUUCCUGGAGAGGCACUACUUGGAUGAGCAAGUGAAGAUGAUCAAGAAGCUGGGAGAUCACAUCACCAACCUGAAGAGACUGGGAGCCCCUGAGAAUGGCCUGGGAGAGUACCUGUUUGAUAGACUCAGCCUGAGUUGA
This is a messenger RNA of Hemiscyllium ocellatum (epaulette shark), 375 nucleotides long. Its product is annotated as ferritin, heavy subunit-like. The record is from RefSeq and is a predicted model, not a curated record. The transcript has a single exon. Gene Ontology annotation, biological process: intracellular iron ion homeostasis; iron ion transport. Gene Ontology annotation, molecular function: ferrous iron binding; ferric iron binding. Gene Ontology annotation, cellular component: cytoplasm. NCBI's taxonomy places the organism in Eukaryota, Metazoa, Chordata, Chondrichthyes, Orectolobiformes, Hemiscylliidae. Bases 1 to 375 code for a protein of 124 amino acids.